Molecule: messenger RNA, 795 nt
Organism: Odobenus rosmarus divergens (Pacific walrus)
Lineage: Eukaryota; Metazoa; Chordata; Mammalia; Carnivora; Odobenidae
Gene: LAT
Product: linker for activation of T cells
Exons: 10
Coding region: 1-795 (264 amino acids)
Biological process (GO): signal transduction
Cellular component (GO): membrane
Source: RefSeq, a predicted model, not a curated record
AUGGAGGCCGUCGUCCUCAUCCCCUGCGUGCUGGGCCUCCUGCUGCUGCCUCUGCUGGCCGGAGCGCUGUGUGUCCGCUGCCGGGAGCUGCCCGGCUCUUAUGACACUACGGCCUCUGAUAGCCUGACCCCAAGCAGCAUCGUGCUCAAACGGCCUCGUGAGUACCUGGAGGGUUCCCUGGUGUCCACAGUUGUACCCUGGCCAUCAGCCACCUCCUACGCUCCUGUCACCUCCUACCCAUCCCUGAGCCAGCCGGACCUGCUCCCUAUCCCGAGGUCCCCCCAGCCCCACCACGUGCCGUCUUCCCGGCAGGACUCAGAGGGUGCCAACAGUGUGGCAAGCUAUGAGAACGAGGGUACGUCGGGGGCCCCGGGGGCCCUGCUUGCGGGGAGGCUGGGGCCUGGCCCGGGCCCUGUUGAUCACCGUGUCGCUACCCCAGAGCCCGUCUGUGAGGACGAGGAGGAGGAAGACGAGGACUAUCACAACGAGGGCUACCUGGAGGUGCUUCCCGAUAGCACGCCAGCCCCCAGCAGCGCUGUCCCACCGGCUCCUGUGCUCAGCAACCCCGGCCUCCGAGACAGCGCCUUCUCCAUGGAGUCGGGGGAGGAUUAUGUGAACGUCCUAGAGAGCGAGGAGAGUGCAGACGUGUCUCUGGAUGGGAGCCGGGAGUAUGUGAACGUGUCCCAGGAGCUGCCGCCCAUGGCUAAGACUGAGCCUGCCAUCCUGAGCUCCCAGAAGGUGGAGGAUGAAGAUGACGAAGAGGAAGAGGGAGCUCCAGAUUAUGAGAAUCUGUAG